GGCUCAGAGAAGAAUCUCUUGACAUGGAGGAUGCUUUGGAUGAGUGGAGGACUGUACUCCUGUACCCGCGAACUGAUGGAGCUGAGGAAAAUGCUUCUUUUCUUCAGAGGAAGGUAUGUGUUUUCCUCAGAUGUUUUUCUUUUCAUCCUGUUCGAUACCGUGGCGUUGCUCUCAACAUAAAGGAAAUCAAUGGAAGUUUAGAUAAGAUUGCUGAGGAUAAAGUUAGGUAUCAGUUAACAAGCAUGCCAGUCAGUAAACUGCAAAGACAAGGAGAAAGCAAAUCUUUUAUUGAUGAGUCGAGCUUGCUUGGUCGAGAUGAUGUCAAGAAUGAAAUAAUCAGCCAUUUUUUGAGUGAGACUAGCAAAGAAGAAGAGGGUAGCCCAAUCCAAACCAUCUCUAUAGUAGGGGUAGGAGGUGUUGGGAAGACUGCUGUCGCCCAGCUGGUCUACAAUGACGAAAAUGUCAAACGACAUUUCACUUGUAGAGUCUGGACAUAUGUUUCAGACAUUUUUGAUGAGAGCAAAGUUGCAAAAUCAAUCAUUGUUGGGCUUCAGGGCCUAGAUAAACAAGCAAACCUCAAGUUGGAGUCAGUUCCAUUAGAUGCUCUCUUAGAUGAAAUUCGCAGGUCCAUAAAGGGAAAGAAGUACCUUCUUGUUCUAGAUGAUGUAUGGACAGAAAAAGAUAAAGACUUUGAAGGACUGAAUGCUGCUUUUAAAUGUGGUGCUCCGGGGAGUUGGAUUUUGGUGACUACACGUAAGAGUACUGUUGCAACAAUCAUGGGAAGUUCCCACACCAUUCAGUUAAAUAAUUUGAGCCAAGAGAUAUGUUGGUCUAUCAUUAGGAACAUAGCACUAAGAGAAAAGGACCAAAGGACUUGUGAGGAGUUCAAGCCAGUCGGGUUGAAAAUUGCCAAAGAGUGCAAAGGUCUGCCGCUUGUUGCAAAGACUUUGGGAGGCCUCUUGCGGUUUAAAACUGGUAUACAAGGGUGGGAGAAUGUUUUCAAUAGUGAGUUGUGGAGAUUGGAAAUGGUACAUAAAGAUGUUUUUGUUCCUCUGUUGUUGAGUUAUUAUGAUCUGCCCUCUCCAGUACGACGGUGCUUUACAUAUUUAGCUUGUGCUCGUAAAGACACGUCUUUUAAUAUCUGUCAUGUGAUUUCACACUGGAUGGCACAGGGUUACUUAGACUUGGAUGAUGAUGAUUCACCAUUAGAACUAAAAGGCUUUGAGUACUUUAAAUGCUUAGAGGCUCGCUGUUUCUUCCAAGGUUUUGAGUAUCAAGAUCAAUGUCUUGCAUAUAAGAUACAUGAUUUGGUGCAUGACUUUGCUCUCUUUUUGACAAGGGGUGAGUUUAUGGCAUUGGAGGUCUCCAAAGGUAAUACAAGUUCAACAAUGAACGGACAAAGAACACUUCGACAUUUGAUUGUGAUAAUAGAAAAGGGUCUCCAUUUUCCUGAAUUCAUUCCUAAUGCAGAAAAAUUGCGAAGUGUUCUGUGUUAUGAUGAUGGUUUUGGUCCUGCUAUCAGUGAAAAGGCCUUGUGUAAUUUGUUUAAUCAAGCUAGACGCUUAAGGGUAGUGGUUGUGUGGAUGCCUGGACAUUGUUCAACUAUUCCAGAAGAAAUAAGAAACUUAUUGCAUUUGAGAUUCCUUAACAUCAAUUCAAGCAGAAACCUUAAAAGGAAAUUUAGUCAACUUGAAGCUUCUUGAAACCAGAGGUUGCAACAAAUUAGCUUGCUACCCAAAGGAAGUUGUGAGAUUAACUCGACUUACACAAUUAUUGGGGCUCAUUGUGAGAAUUGA
Messenger RNA from Rubroshorea leprosula, 1796 nucleotides. The record is from the annotation of a GenBank genome assembly. Lineage: Eukaryota; Viridiplantae; Streptophyta; Magnoliopsida; Malvales; Dipterocarpaceae.